UUUCCCCAGCCAGGAGCUCAAUUCUGCUUUGUCCACAUUCCUGGAAAGAACCCGAGCUCAAAGAACGGACUUUGCAAAGCUUUCUAUCCUACCCCACAAUAUCUGGAACAGGAUCAGGUAAGACAGAGGACCACUAUGCAGUGCCUGGGGAAAGGCCGAGUUCUCUGGGGCAUCUUCAAAUCCAACCACAGCCUCAAUCUUGCCCCUCAGCAAUUGCACCACCAGCAUGUAUCAGGAGUUGGAGCUUCAAGGUGGAAUGACCAGGAAAAACCUGAAGGAUUUAACUUUGCAAGCCACGUGCUAGACUACUGGGCUCAAAUGGAGAAGGAAGGCAAGAGAGGUCCAGAACCCGCCCUCUGGUGGGUGAAUGGCCAAGGCAAUGAAAUAAAGUGGAGCUUCAGAGAGAUGUCAGACUUAACUCAACGUACAGCCAACAUCCUCAUGCAGAACUGUGGCCUGCAGCAGGGUGACCAUCUGGCCUUGGUGCUACCUCGAGUACCUGAGUGGUGGCUAGUGACCAUGGGCUGUAUCCGAACAGGGGUCAUCUUCAUGCCUGGGACCAGCCAGCUGAAAGCCAAGGACAUUCACUACCGACUCCAAGAGUCUAAAGCCAAAGCCAUCGUAACAACAGAGACCCUUGCCCCAGAGGUGGAUUCUAUAGCUUCUGAGUGCCCUGCUCUGAAAUCCAAGAUCCUGGUGUCAGACCAAGGCCGUGAAGGGUGGCUGGACUUCCGGUCUCUGAUUAAAUCAGCAUCCCCAGAACAUACCUGUGUCAGGUCAAAGGUAGAAGAUCCCAUGGUCAUCUUCUUCACCAGCGGCACCACAGGCCUCCCCAAGAUGGUGAAGCACAAUCAAGGACUUGCCUUGCGAUCCUACCUCCCUUCGUGCAGGAAAUUAUUUCAGUUGAGGACGACGGAUGUCUUAUGGUGCAUGUCAGACCCAGGCUGGAUUCUGGCUACCGUUGGAUGCCUACUGGAACCAUGGACAGCGGGGUCUACGGUCUUCAUCCACCACCUGCCUCAAUUUGAUCCCCAGGUCAUUAUACAGACACUAUUCAAAUAUCCUGUCACUCAAUGCCUUGCUGCACCCGCUGUGUACCGAAUGAUUCUUCAGCAGAAAGAAGCCAACCUCAAGUUUCCAACCCUGGAGCACUGCUCUACCGGUGGAGAGACCCUGUUGCCUGAGGAGCAGGAGCAGUGGAAGAGCCGCACCGGCCUUCUGCUGCAUGAGAUCUACGGGCAGUCGGAAACGGGCAUCGCCUGUGGCGUUUCCCGGGGAAUGAAGACCAAGCUGGGUUCCAUGGGGAAAGCCAUCGCACCCUUUGAAGUCCAGAUCAUCGAUGACAAGGGCAAUGUCCUGCCUCCCGACACCGAAGGAUACAUCGGCAUCAGGACAAAGCCUGUCAAGCCCGUGGGCAUCUUUGAAGGCUAUGAGAAUAACCCAGAGAAGAAUUCAGAAGUGCAAUGUGGAGACUUUUACAAUAGUGGGGACCUAGCGAAGAUGGAUUCCGAGGGCUACAUCUGGUUCAAGGGGCGGGGAGACGAUAUCAUCAAUGCUUCCGGGUACCGCAUUGGACCGUCGGAGGUGGAGAAUGCCUUGGCUGAGCACCCAGCGGUGGCAGAGUCUGCGGUAGUGAGCAGCCCGGACCCAAGGCGAGGGGAGGUGGUAAAGGCUUUCGUGGUCCUGACUCCCAAGUUCCAGUCCCACGACCAGGAACAGCUCACCAAGGAGCUCCAGCAGCAUGUGAAGUUGGUGACCGCGCCCUACAAGUACCCCAGGAAGGUGGAGUUUGUUCCAGAGCUUCCCAAAACUGUCACUGGGAAAAUUAGACGAAGUGAACUCAGGAGAAAGGAGUAUGGCCUGAAGUAGUCAAGAAUAAACCUACCAUUUGUCCUGGGACCUGAAUUCCAAUCCAUGGCUGCCUUCAUUUCCCACUAUGGGGCCAGGGUGAGAUGGGCUUUGGCAAGAGUUGGUUAGAAGGGUCCCCCAAAAUGUUGUUCCUUCCCAUUGAGUCCCUACUUUUCUUGGAUGUCCUAUAGUCUUUCGGAUAGUCCUGAUCAGCACUUGGAUUGGGAUGUGCAGAUAAAUAAAAGACUGACCGUAAUG
Dipodomys ordii (Ord's kangaroo rat) is the source of this 2106-nucleotide messenger RNA. RefSeq names its product acyl-coenzyme A synthetase ACSM1, mitochondrial-like. Gene Ontology annotation, molecular function: fatty-acyl-CoA synthase activity; fatty acid ligase activity. Bases 136 to 1869 code for a protein of 577 amino acids. The transcript is spliced from 14 exons. NCBI's taxonomy places the organism in Eukaryota, Metazoa, Chordata, Mammalia, Rodentia, Heteromyidae. The record is from RefSeq and is a predicted model, not a curated record. Gene Ontology annotation, cellular component: mitochondrial matrix. Gene Ontology annotation, biological process: fatty acid biosynthetic process; acyl-CoA metabolic process.